UUGCAGCACGCGGGAUCUUCAUUGCAGCAUGUGGGAUCUUUUAGUUGCGGCAUGCGAGAUCUAGUUCCCUGACCAGGGAUCGAACACAGGCCCGCUGCGUUGGGAGCGUGUAGUCUUAACCAUUGGACCACCAGGGAAGUCCUCCCAGUAAUAUUCUUCAUAAUAAUGUUCUCAGAGCUGAUUGAAGUAUAAGGAAGUUGCCUCAUAUCAAAUAGCCCAAGACUUUCCCUGUAAGAGCCAUAGUCCCAGAUCUGAUUUGUGGUUUCCAGUUUAUUGUGUGUUAUCCUGGCUUCUUAGAAUGAUAUGUAAAAUAAAAGUAAAAAGGCUCUGAGUGGGGCCUAGGAGCUGUGCUGUGAUUGGAAUCCAAGUGGCACCGCUACUGAGUGGUCGGAUAUGUAAAUCCCAUUUAGAAUCUUAUUCUAAGAACUCAGACACUCAGGUAUCCACCAUGGUGUUGGGUCCUGAGCAGAAGAUGCCAGAUGAAGAUGCUUCUGGAGACCACGGGGAUUCUGCCAGUCUUGGGGCCAUCAACCCUGCCUACAGUAACUCCUCUCUUCCACAGUCCCCCGGGGGGCACUCAGAGGACGCUUUCACCACGUACUUUGAUGAGAAGAUCGCCAUUCCUCAGGAGGAGUACUCUUGUUUUAGCUUUCGUAAACUCUGGGCUUUCACGGGACCGGGAUUUCUUAUGAGCAUUGCCUACCUGGAUCCAGGAAACAUUGAAUCUGAUUUGCAGUCUGGAGCAGUGGCUGGAUUUAAGUUGCUCUGGGUUCUUCUGAUGGCCACCAUCGUGGGGCUCCUGCUCCAGCGCCUUGCAGCUAGACUGGGAGUGGUCACUGGGCUGCAUCUUGCUGAAAUGUGUCACCGUCAGUAUCCCAGGGUUCCACGAAUUAUCCUGUGGCUGAUGGUGGAGUUGGCUAUCGUUGGCUCAGAUAUGCAAGAAGUUAUUGGCUCCGCCAUUGCCAUCAAUCUCCUCUCUGCAGGAAGGGUCCCGCUAUGGGGUGGAGUUCUUAUCACCAUUGCAGAUACCUUUGUAUUUCUCUUUUUGGACAAAUAUGGCUUACGGAAGCUAGAAGCAUUUUUUGGUUUUCUCAUCACUAUUAUGGCCCUCACAUUUGGAUACGAGUAUGUUACAGUGAAACCCAGCCAGAUCCAGGUCCUCAAAGGCAUGUUCCUGCCAUCCUGUUCAGGCUGUCGUACCCCACAGAUCGAGCAGGCUGUGGGCAUCGUGGGUGCUGUUAUCAUGCCACACAACAUGUACCUGCAUUCUGCUUUAGUCAAGUCCAGACAGGUAGACCGAGCCAAUAAGGAGGAAGUUCGGGAAGCCAAUAAGUACUUUUUCAUUGAAUCCUGCAUUGCUCUUUUUGUUUCCUUUAUCAUCAACGUCUUUGUCGUCUCAGUCUUUGCUGAAGCAUUUUUUGAGAAAACCAACGAGCAGGUGGUUGAAGCCUGUAGAAGUAUCAGCAGCCCCCAUACUCACCUUUUUCCUGACGAUAACUCAACACUGGCUGUGGACAUCUACAAAGGGGGUGUUGUGCUGGGGUGUUACUUCGGGCCUGCUGCACUCUACAUCUGGGCAGUGGGGAUCCUGGCUGCAGGACAGAGCUCCACCAUGACAGGAACCUACUCUGGCCAGUUUGUCAUGGAGGGAUUCCUGAACCUAAAGUGGUCACGCUUUGCCCGAGUGAUUCUGACCCGCUCCAUUGCCAUCAUCCCCACUCUGCUUGUUGCCGUCUUCCAAGAUGUAGAGCAUCUGACAGGGAUGAAUGACUUCCUGAAUGUUCUUCAGAGCUUACAACUUCCCUUUGCUCUCAUACCCAUCCUCACGUUUACGAGCUUGCGGCCGGUAAUGAGUGAAUUUGCCAAUGGACUAGGCUGGAGGAUCGCAGGCGGUAUCUUGGUCCUUAUCGUCUGUUCCAUCAACAUGUACUUUGUCGUGGUUUAUGUCCAGGACCUAGGGCAUGUGACAUUGUAUGUGGUGGCUGCUGUGGUCAGCAUAGCUUAUCUGAGCUUUGUGUUUUACUUGGGUUGGCAAUGUUUGAUUGCACUGGGCAUGUCCUUCCUGGACUGUGGGCACACGCUUUCCCUGUCUGUCUUACAGGAGCUGAAUACUUACCUACGUCUGGGAUUGACAGUUCAGCCUGAACUCUACCUUCUGAACACCGUGGAUGCUGACUCACUUGUGUCUAGAUGACUGACAGCCUGAGAGACUCUAUAAGACCCACUUUCUCUUAGUCCUUUUGUGCCAAGUGUCCUGUUAACGUAUCUCUGUUAGUUCAGUGGUGAGUUUUGUUCAACCAUUUUGAGCAGAAGGCAAAGAUUUCCUCAUGGGACGGGUGUUAAAAGCUGACAGCUUUAAGUGUAGGUCAGAGACCCGGAGAGUCCUGCAACUGCCAGAGUUAAAUUUUUAGCCCGUGAUGGUCACACACCCCUAUGGGCUUGUGUCUCGACUUCUGGAAUUUAAAAUAUAUAUAUGUGUGUAUGUUUAGGUAAACCUGAACAUAUCAGUUUGGGUAGAGUUUUAAGGUUAUAUAAAAAUGAUAGAUCUUUUGUAUUUUUUUAACAAAUGUUGCUCAGAUAAAUCAGGUAUUUAUUUUGUCUGGAUCGCAAGUGACAAAGGAAAAGGAGCAUUGUUCUUUUUCAGAGUGAACUGGUCAAGCUGACUUACUUUUAAAGUGAUACUUGACUAUAGCCAGUUAAAUUUCACUUUGAUUUUUAUUGACCGAACCUUGGUGACUACUGAUUCUAGCACAUCAUUUCCAAAGAAAACACUUCUUCUAUUUGGCAUGUUUAA
This is a messenger RNA of Orcinus orca (killer whale), 2794 nucleotides long. RefSeq names its product solute carrier family 11 member 2 (gene SLC11A2). Gene Ontology annotation, biological process: metal ion transport. Gene Ontology annotation, cellular component: plasma membrane. NCBI's taxonomy places the organism in Eukaryota, Metazoa, Chordata, Mammalia, Artiodactyla, Delphinidae. The record is from RefSeq and is a predicted model, not a curated record. The transcript has 18 exons. Gene Ontology annotation, molecular function: manganese ion transmembrane transporter activity; iron ion transmembrane transporter activity; cadmium ion transmembrane transporter activity. Bases 449 to 2194 code for a protein of 581 amino acids.